Messenger RNA from Vitrella brassicaformis, 1170 nucleotides. The record is from the annotation of a GenBank genome assembly. Lineage: Eukaryota; Vitrellaceae.
CGAUCAUCAUGGAUCGCAUGCUCCUUCAUGCAGCUUGCUGAGCUUCGCCAGCUCUUCACGCAGGCAGUCACUUUUGAUAGCGCCACGUAGUGGCAAGAGGAGUCGAUGACUGCAACGACGCCUCCCGCCAUCCGGUCCGUAUCCUUGUCACUGUGACACCCAUCCAGCGCACCUCCCAGCAACCCUCCCAGGCCGCACAAUGGCAUCGCCAGACUCAGAUGGGCACUCCUGGCACCAAGCAGGUGAGGUCAGUGAUGAGGGAGAUGGAUAUGCACGUGCACUGAGGACACCCGCGCGACACAUGCAAAAUGGACGUUUGGCGCUAUGGGACCAGAGGCCGAAUGAUGGUGCCAUGGCUGUGUACGAAGUGAACUCCACAUACCAGAUGGUCGACAGGUGAAGAAAUCACUAGAGCAACAACAGCAUUCUUCUUUUCAAUGCAAGAUUUGACCAGACACCAAAUGGGUCACGGCUACCCUUUAGACUAUCAUAACGCAUUCUUUCAUGAGGAGGGCAACACGAUCCUGACAGGCAAGACCAAAGUCAAUGGCGUCCUGCACAACGGUCAGACAGCAAGCAAGAAGGCAGUGGGGCUGUAUGUGUGCCCUGUGUGCACAUGUUCUUCCCCUUGUUUCAGUGGUGCAUGUGUUAGACGCCAGCACGGAUGUGCUCCUGGAGUGGCGCAGCAUCGAUGAUUUCAUUGACGAUGCCGAUCCCAUCUUGCCGGGGGAGCCGGAUAAUGGAGAUGUACGUGCCAGUUGCUCAUUAUAAUAGUGUCUACAUGUCUGCUUCCCCGCGUGCGUAUGCCAGGUGUAUCACAUCAAUAAUGCCGAACGGACGCCGGACGGUGAGCGCGGUCAGCAAACCGCAUAUCGUUAAACCGCAUAUCGUUGACCAGACUGUAUUUCGCCUGACGGCAGGCAAUUUGAUCAUCUCACUGCGGACCUGCAACCUGGUCUUGCUGAUCAGUGGCAAGACAGGCAGAAUCUUGUGGCGCAUGGGCGGUCGGACCAGGUACUUCACUACAGGGGGCUGAUGGUUGCUCCACGGUGUGGCUGUCCUUUUCUGUUUUCACGUAGUGACUUCACCUUCAUCGGCGAGGACAUGGAUCCUCCCUUCUUCGGCCAGCACGAUGCGCGACAGAUGGCGAAUGGGAACAUCAUCAUGUAG